Molecule: messenger RNA, 940 nt
Organism: Rhopalosiphum maidis (corn leaf aphid)
Lineage: Eukaryota; Metazoa; Arthropoda; Insecta; Hemiptera; Aphididae
Gene: Osi23
Exons: 3
Coding region: 1-669 (222 amino acids)
Source: RefSeq, a predicted model, not a curated record
AUGAAUUCGUUACAAGCAACUACUAUACUGCUAGUGGCGUCGGUGGCAGCAAUGGCAGCAGAAGUGGCAACAGCCACUGGACAGCUUGAUCAGAUGUCAAUUCAACGAUCAAAUUGGUUACAUGAUUGCGGUGCAGUCAAGUGGUCACAUUGUAUGGCUGAAAAUAUAGCCAGGACCUUUAGGAUGUUGGAACAAUCAAACCGUUUGCAAAUAGCCGACGGCGUGCGUCUGGUCAAAACCACCACAACGACCGACAGAUCGUCCAAGUACGGGAAUCAUACUUUAGACAUAAUCAACAGAAUGGUUUCAUUCAUCAAUAGUCAUUCAUUACAAAUUGAUCUAUGGACACCUAAUAAUAAUGCCACCGCCGAAGGGCGUAGACGUCAUGCUUACCGGAAGGUGUUUCCGAUAAUUGUAGGCACGUACAUGAUCAUGUCGGCCAUUCUAAUUCCAAUGGGCUUCAUGUUCAUGUCUACGCUGGGUGGCAAAGCACUAUUAGUCAGCAAAAUGGCACUCAUAGUGUCGUUGAUGAGCAACAUCAAAAAGAUAUUCUCGUACGAAUACUAUGUGCCACCGGCACCUCCAGCCGGUCAUCACCAUUGGAAGCGGACGCUGCUGGCGCAUCGCACCACCGCCGGUCCACUAUACUCGUCAUACACCGCGUACUGAAAUCUCGACAACACCACAAACACGCACAAUCAGAUUUAGAGUAGCCCUUAGCAGAAUAGGCCCAACUGAAAUUCGAUCCUCUGAAUUUUCUGAAUUUAUAAUAAUAUAUAAGUUAUUUAUGACGUGAAACGAGUUUGCGUACGAUUUACAUACUACCUAUUUUAUAUUAGCUAUGGAUAAGUGAUACGUAAAAUAUUUUUUGUGUUAUAUACUUAUUUAUUUUAUUUAUUGUCGAUAUAUUAUAAAGUAAACGGAUCUUAUAUUGUAAUGU